This is a messenger RNA of Exophiala aquamarina CBS 119918, 309 nucleotides long. RefSeq lists its product as uncharacterized. The transcript has 2 exons. The record is from RefSeq and is a predicted model, not a curated record. Bases 1 to 309 code for a protein of 102 amino acids. Lineage: Eukaryota; Fungi; Ascomycota; Eurotiomycetes; Chaetothyriales; Herpotrichiellaceae.
AUGUCUCAAAAUACCCUCUUUCUCAUGUUGCAGCUGGCACUUGCCUCUCUGGCAACGGCCGCCCCAGUCAAGGCUCAGUCCAACAGCUGGCAGUAUGGCACCGGUGGUGGAAUCAUUGGGCUGAUUGUCUUCAUCCUCGACAUCAUCGUCUUUGUUGAGGUUGUUCAAUCGACAAGACCUGUUUCCCACAAGCUCCUCUGGAGUCUGCUGGUCUUCCUAUUUCCCAUCGGCGGUAUUAUCAUCUACGCGCUCUUCUCCAAUCGUGCUGCACAUAAGCCUAGUGGAGGCUACGAACCAAUUAGCAGCUGA